UUAAAACAGGGAAUACUCUGCUGACAAUCUAAUAUUGUCAGGGUUUGAAGGUCCGGAGUUAACAUUCACAACAGUGCUGAACAGUGUGCCAGUCAUUGCCCUAAUGCCAGUUGAUAUUUCAGAUACCGUACUUUCCUAUUUUCUCAAGUUAAAAUCGGAAUAUCUAAUAAAUGACGCUACAUUACACACGUUGUCAUGGAUACAAUAGAUAAAACAACUAAAACCACCAUGUAUUGGAAUUAUCAUUGUGUAUACUAGUAAUAGAUUAACUGGUCCAAUCCAGGCAAAACUUUGUGAACAUCUUGGAAUACACAUGCGUGUGUGAAUUUAUCUAAUAUAAAUAAUCAAUACUUGAUGAAGUACUGUUGCUAGAAAAUUAUAAUUUUAUAGACUUUAUAGUUCAAUUUAAAAAAAAAUGGAACACGACUUGACAGAAAAUCGUGAAGUUCAGACAUCUUUACCUUCGUCUAUUAAAACUAUUCCUACAGGAAUAGCUGAUGCAUCAUCAAUAUCUGAUAUCACGACCAAGAGCGACUUGAGUUCAGAAUGUCUCUCGGUGACAAAAUUAGAUUCAUUGUACACAAACUCAAUGAAAAUAUUAGUACGGCGAAGCAACACAAUAGUGGAUCAUGAUACAACUAAUCGAAUCUCAGCCGUAGAAGGAAUAAGACGCCCACCAGAUGACGAUACUCCCUGUACUCUGGAAUGUUGCCGGCUUAAGCCAGGCACAAUGGCAGCUUCCGGGAGUUCUUUAGCGUGUAACCAAACUGUUUAUGAAGCAGCCUUGUCUAAUCUGCACGGAAGAUCAGCCACGUGGUUGCCGGACAACAGCACGGCAUCAAGACCACACCUUUUAUUAAAGUCAACACGGAAUGACUGUCAGGGAAAACAGUCUACACUUAGGGGAGGUUUGAUCGGUGUCUCUGUGGACCAAAACCGAACGUACCGACCUCAGACCAUAUCAGCCACUAAAACGCCCUCACUGGGUAGAAGUCGCACAACCUUGUCAUCUGGCGCUAGACAUUGUGACGCUUGCUCAGUUAAAGAUUUACAGGAAUGGUUUAAAACGCAUCCGUCAUCAAUUGGUCGAUCGCCACGCGGUCAAUCUGAUUUAACCCAUCUUAUGAUUGGACGGGAGAAGUCUCAAGUGUUUUUAGUAAAUAAACCCUUACUGGAUACGACUGACUCAAACACGAAGGAAGUCUUGUUACCAAUGACAACGGUUCCAAAGAAAGGUCUGAUCAAACUAACAUGUGUUGCAGAGGAAAGUUUACAAGAGAAACAAAAACACACAGGUAAACAGUGUAGGAGGGAGCCCAUCAGAUAUUUAAUCAGAAAUAAGGAUGUUUUAAAGGCGAUUAAAUCAAGUUUUAAUCGAUUACAUGAACACAAAUCAUCCAUAGAUCAGCCACUUAAUGAUUGUAACAAACUAACUACGCAGGAUCUGAGACGUCAUGUUUUAGACGACAAGACAUUACAUAAUUGUCUUUGAUAUUUCCUGAUUCUCCGUGCGGAUCGAUUGUUCGUAAAUCAGACAUAAACAGCACCAGUAUUUUAGAACUGAAAACAUAUGGAGGUACUUCCCCCCCAGGAAAUGUUCACAAUACUAUGAUGAAUCAUCGCUAAGAAAGAUUCCAACAUUAAUGUCAUUCUUCAGGAAAAAUAAUACUUUAAUAAUUGGAGUUUUAUCACAUAACAGCAUAGUUAUUAAAAUAACUUUCAGUUGUAGUUUGUCAUGUAUAAACCGUAAAACCACUUGUCGAAAAUUGCUUGCUAUUUCCUCA
Patella vulgata (common limpet) is the source of this 1784-nucleotide messenger RNA. RefSeq lists its product as uncharacterized. The transcript is spliced from 6 exons. Lineage: Eukaryota; Metazoa; Mollusca; Gastropoda; Patellidae. The record is from RefSeq and is a predicted model, not a curated record. Bases 416 to 1492 code for a protein of 358 amino acids.